UAUUUUUCUCAGUUUCUGCAUAAAAAUGAUUGGUUUUAAUUUUUGUUUUUAUGGUGGAAAUCGUCUGUUUUUUAAACGAACCACAUGCACGAAUGGAUCAACGGGAUUGUCUGAGCUGUGUAAAUAGUGAGGCCUGUGUGUGAAGAGUGAACAGCUGUUGGUGGCACGGCUGUUUGGACUUGGAGAAAACCAGUGAGCUGCCUACCUAUAGACCGUUUCUUUGGAGGGACAGCCGACAGUUAAUUCAGUGGUGGACCAUUGGAAAUAAUUUUAAAUUUUAUUAGCUAGCUCUCACACCUGCUGCAGUUUCUAACUGACAUGCCGGUGUUUGUGGAAGACCCCGCUCAGUUCUCCAAAGAGAGACUUAAGUCGGAACUGACGGCGCAUAAUGUGGAGUUGCCCCCAGCGGAGAGCAAGAAACACGUUUAUGUGGAGCUUUAUCUGAAAUAUGUGAAGAAAAACAGCACUGAUUUCUCUAGUGAUGAAGAGGAGGAUCACCUUAAUGACAGCUCAGUGGAAGAAAGAGAAGAAUCAUUAGUCAUGGCAGAUGUGGACUUACUGACUGAUGAUCAGCUGAAAGCCAAACUGCUCCAGUACGGAUUCAAAACUGGACCCAUUGUAGCUUCCACUAGAGCCUUAUAUGAAAAGAAGCUUCACAUGCUGAUGGACACUCCAACAAAGGCAUCACUGCAAAGGGUUAAUGGCACAGCUGAUGGAAGCCAGUACUCUGAUAGUGAGGAAGAAGAGGAUAAGGAAUCUGAGUCUGAAAUUGUGUCCAAGACUGAGACCAGCAAAAUGACCAGCAAGGGAAAGACUCUGCACAAGUCAUCCGACAGCAGCCAAAAUGGAUCUUUGGUUCAAAUCGCGUCACCGUACAGGUCCUUCAGCAUCUCCCAGAUGGUGGAAGAGAUUGAGAACAGAUUCAGUCCUCAGUCACAACACACAGAGAUUGAGAGGAGAUCCAGUCAGAGAACUGAGCUUACGGUGGACAGCGGAGCCCAGCGGAAUUUCAUGAGCCUGGACAAAGACACCAUGACUGGCAGAUCUCUGUGUUUAACACCUCAAUCACCCCAUCAGAAACAAACUGUCACAGAGCCUGCAACCGAUGUUCUUACAGAGAUGUUUGCUGGCACUGUCAAAACUCCUACUGGAAUCUACGCCACGAAGAGACGGCCUAUAAAGGGAGCCGCAGGCCGUCCUGUGCAGUUUAAAUACCAAGAUUUGCCACUACUGAGUCCCACUACACUGGAAAGGCAGGAGAUUCAACAGCGCCUGGUGCCUUUGUGGGUUCAGACCGUGGUUUUUCUACUGGUGGUGUGUCUGUUCUGCCUCAUCUACUUGUACAUGAAAAUGCCACUCUUCAGUCCGUUGACUGCUCUGCUGGAUGGUCUACAUGAGGAACCUGGUUUCAUAUCCAGCUCACAGGCCACUCCUGCAACUGAUGUUGCAGCUUAAGUUAACUAUACCAAGAAGAUACUGAUGCUUUAGUUAUGGAAAGAUCAGUUCCUUCUAGUUCAUCUCAGGUCCUAUUCAGCUAAGCGUCCUCUCUUCUGGAUUUUAACUUCUAAAAUUGUCUCUCUUCGCUAGAAAAACUGUGUGUAUUUGCAUUUACUAAACUUCCUGCAUAAGCGAAUCAUCCUUGUUAACUGGUCUCAGGAAACUUGGUAUCAUUAGUCUACAUGAAAUGAAAGGAGCACUAUAUCAUAGCAUCACUCAGAUGCAGCAUUUUUCUUACCACAUUAUGUAUGUUGUUGUAAGUAGUACUGUGCAUGGAGUGUAUUGCCUGGUUGAUCUUUUACUAGAUAUAUGUAUUUUAUACAGGUUGCUUUCCUCAUUUGAAAGUUGUUUGGUUUAUAUGUACUGAUGUAUUCAUUCAACCUGACAGUGGAAAUCUUCCUUCCUGAUGGAACAAUUGAAUUCACCCUGUAGUGUAUCACCUUUUUCGAUUUUAAAAAAUUGUGU
Messenger RNA from Xyrauchen texanus (razorback sucker), 1962 nucleotides. RefSeq names its product lamina-associated polypeptide 2, isoforms beta/gamma-like. Gene Ontology annotation, molecular function: DNA binding. Lineage: Eukaryota; Metazoa; Chordata; Actinopteri; Cypriniformes; Catostomidae. Bases 319 to 1455 code for a protein of 378 amino acids. The record is from RefSeq and is a predicted model, not a curated record. The transcript is spliced from 9 exons.